AUGGGGGACGAGUACGAACAGCUAGGACCGACUGAUGAUUUGCCUCCGCCGCCACCACCACCAUCACCACCUCCACUACAAACGCCGCCACCGCCAAAACCGCCGCAACGGCCGUCGCCACAACCACCGCAACGGCCGUCGCCACAACCACCACCACGCCCUGCUCGGCGUCCAAGUAAUGACCAUAUGGCGGCACGCCCAAGCAAUGGCCGUAUGCCUUCACGCCCAGCCCCAAAAGGUCGUGUGAUACGUUCAUGUGAUGGCCGUAUGUUGCCAGCACCAAGCGGUGAUGCCCAACAGAUGAAAUAUGCAGGAAAGAAAAUUAAAAGCGACAAUGAUGCAGAGAAAAAUCGGGAUGGUAGUGGUUCGUCAACCUCCUCCAGGGAAAAGCAGAAAAAAAGCAGUAAAAGAAGAAAGACGCCGAGGAAGGGUGGGAGAGGUUCGGAGACACAGACAGGAGAAACAGGGAUGGAAGAAGAGGAAUCUUCAAAGAGGAGUUUCUUUACCUGCAACUGCGUGCUGUGUACAGCGGCUGCACUUUUCCUCACAUUGUCCCUGUUUAUCGCAGUUGUAGCCGCUCUUCAUUUCACUGGAGUUAUCGACCUUACAUGGCUAUACCUCCGCAUAACUGGCAAAAGUUAG
Molecule: messenger RNA, 642 nt
Organism: Haemonchus placei
Lineage: Eukaryota; Metazoa; Nematoda; Chromadorea; Rhabditida; Trichostrongylidae
Source: the annotation of a GenBank genome assembly